AGCAUUGAAUAAUGAUAGCCAGCUAGUUCAUUUUCACGCCCUUUCUGUUCAAGUUCACAGCUUUUAUUCUUCACUCUCAUCUCCUUUCUCCCUUCUAAACUCGUAUAAGAGAUCGUCCGUAUUGUUCGUCCAUGGAAGCAAGGCUGGAGAGCUCAAUGCAGCCAUUAAUGGUGCCUCCGCCGAGGGGGGAAGAGGCGAAUCGUUAUUCUCACAGAUCAAUAGAGACGCUUGUAGUGGUUCUGGCAGUGAUCACCAUAGUGGGUGUGCUUGCAGGAAUAGUGGCUCGUCUCUGCGGUGGAAGGCACUUUGGAGGGGAUGGAGAGAACGAUAUUGAAGGUUGGGUUGAGAAGAGGUGCAGAAGCUGCAUCGACGGAGGCCUGCCCCCGCCGCCAGCGGCGGAAGAACCUAAGCCAGUACCAGCAGGAGGAGAUGAAAAGAAGUGAAGACUAUAUAAGAAGCAGAAUCCUAACAGAGACUUGUAAGUUAGUAAGCAUAAAGCUUGAUAAAAAAUUGUCAGUAAGGGUGAAUAUUUAAUGUGUUAUAUAUAUAGUGGGGUAAGAGAGAGUUUAUACAGCUUUUAACCACAGUGCAGCCCUGUGUUAGUUUUAGAACCCAAAUCAUUCAUGUUUGAGUCUGACAGACCCGACGACUUACUGUUCCUGGAGUUUCACCAGUUUCAUUCUGUUUCAUGUUGCCUCUUCUGAUAGUUAUGUUUGGAAUGGAGAAACUGUUUUUUCUUCUUCUUGUAUUAAAAAGCGAGCGUUUAUUUCCUGGUAA
This is a messenger RNA of Prosopis cineraria, 777 nucleotides long. RefSeq lists its product as uncharacterized. Bases 132 to 443 code for a protein of 103 amino acids. The transcript has a single exon. NCBI's taxonomy places the organism in Eukaryota, Viridiplantae, Streptophyta, Magnoliopsida, Fabales, Fabaceae. The record is from RefSeq and is a predicted model, not a curated record.